Messenger RNA from Adineta ricciae, 1566 nucleotides. NCBI's taxonomy places the organism in Eukaryota, Metazoa, Rotifera, Eurotatoria, Adinetida, Adinetidae. The record is from the annotation of a GenBank genome assembly.
AUGCAAUUCCGUUUCCAGGAAUCCGAUCGGAUUUUGUCGGAUGGUCGGAUCCGUGUUAAAGUAGCACCAUCGUAUUCGAUGAAGGUUGGGUUAUCAGCUGUAAAAGCGGCUGUUAAGUUCUUUCAUAAACUUUUACUUCCUCAAUCGGUGCAAUUAUUUUCAACUGAUUCAAUCGACGAUAAAAAAAUGAUAAUCAACGAACUGAAAGUCGUUAAAUAUCCUGUCAACUGUUUUUCAAUGAGCGACCUAACCGCUAAUAGUAUUUUUCAUAAUCAUAAACGAGAUAAUGUCGAUGUAAAAAAGAUUCUGUCCAACUUGAAGCAUAAACAUUUACUAAAACGUGCAGACGAUGAACAAAUUAAAUCUUUUCAAAACCAAUUGAACGAGAGUUAUGGUUUUACAUUGGAAAAAUAUAUUGAUUAUUACGAAAAGGGCUCCGAUAGUAAAUCAUCGUUAAGUGAAGUAACUGGGCAAGUGCUAGUACAACAGCGUUCAUGGAUUGAAGAAUUACGAGAAAAAAUUCUCAACAACGUCAUCGAACAAAAGAAAUCAGAACCACCGAGUCCGUUGUCGAUACAAAUGUCUCAAGUCGAAGACAUUUUCGACGAUGUCAUUGUCGAUAUUAACGAUGACACAAAUGAUUUACAAACAACGUGUUCAAAUACUAUUGAAUUGACGAAUGCUAUUCAACAAAUGAAUGUGUCAUCAAAUGAAUGUCACGAAGAUAUUUCGAUGGAAAAUCACGACGUACCAUUGGAUCAUCAUAGAAACAACGACGAUGAUAUUCGUGAUUGUUUAUCUUACGUACUUGAGCAAGUGGUCGAACUCGUCAAUGUGACUGAUGUAACAAUGAUUGAUCGAGUUACCGAUCAUAGUGAAACAGCGUCGUCAACUGAAUUGUCGAGAAAAACCACGACAUGUACUGUUGACAAAUAUGUAUCGAAUAAUAUCAAAGUGUUAUGCGAUAAGCUUCUAUUAUCGAACACAAUUGUUAUCUCUCGAACGAAGUUGAAUAAGAUUUGCAAAAUCAAUAUAGACGAUAUUGAGAAAGCAUGUAAAGUAUUGAUUGACUAUGGUUUGUUGUCACUGGAAACAAAUGUUUUGGGAAACAAGCAUUGCUAUUACGAAUCAUUUCUCAAACAAAUUCCGAAAAGUCAAUCAGAAUUAUUGGAUUUUUCAAUGAAAUUAUCCAUAUUUGGAAUUGAUAAUAUCAACAGCUAUUAUGCUACGUUAAAAACCAUUGAUACUCAAAAUGCCACAUAUCUAACUCCAUAUGGACAAUCGAUUUUAAAACAAGUAUAUAGUAAUCAUAAUGUGAAAAUCAAUGAAAGUGCAAUCAUGCAACCUGUGAAACAGCAUUGCCGUCGUUUGUUCAACGCAGGGAAUGAUCAGCAUGAUUCGGAUGAAGAAAACUUAUCUACAUUGAGAACAAGUGAAGCAGGAAAUGUCGAACAAUCAUCGGAACCACCGAGUUCGAAGAGUAAAAGACGACGUGAAUUGACUGGAAAAUGGAAAGAAUACCGAGAACAAAGUCAAUCUAAAAAGAAAAAAAAAGACGAUCAGUAG